Messenger RNA from Physella acuta, 3269 nucleotides. Its product is annotated as 3-methyl-2-oxobutanoate dehydrogenase [lipoamide] kinase, mitochondrial. NCBI's taxonomy places the organism in Eukaryota, Metazoa, Mollusca, Gastropoda, Physidae. The record is from RefSeq and is a predicted model, not a curated record. Gene Ontology annotation, biological process: protein phosphorylation; regulation of glucose metabolic process. Gene Ontology annotation, cellular component: mitochondrion. Gene Ontology annotation, molecular function: pyruvate dehydrogenase (acetyl-transferring) kinase activity.
AACGUGUAGCAGAUUUUAAUAAUAAACCAAGCAGCAGUCUGCAGUGAACUUGGAUUCUAGCAGUAACACCCCGACAUUAAAUUUCGGCAACCGUUAGCCGGGAACAGAAUGGGUCGUUCGAGACACAUUCAUCUUAGAAAAUAUUCCUUGUAUCGACAAAAACAGUUUACUUGUGAUUAAUAGUGCAUAUUUUAACUAUCGUAUUGUAUUAUUUUUGGUUGUAAAUUUGAGUGUCUGCCUGCGAACUCGUUCACACAGGUCAAGAUGUACAAUCAGCUGUUUUGCAGAACAAUGACCACUCCUAUUUUACAAAUUUCAGUCCGCAUAAAGUCAGUAAACUUAUCUAAAACGGUAUCAUUUCUACAAGUGCGCUGUUAUUCAGACGAUUUCCACAAAUUAAGAGAAAAGGGAAAUCCAAAUGGAGAUGUGCGCAAGGAGUUUCGAAAUGUUACGAGUUUUUAUUACCAGAGUGCUAUUGAUGCCGCUGCUAUGCAGCCAUCUGUCCGCCUUACCCCGGCAGCAAUCUUGUAUUCUGGUAAAAGUCCAGAUAAGAGCCACAUUCUUAGGAGUGCCCAGUACCUGCACAAAGAGUUGCCAGUACGAUUAGCUCACAGGAUCAAUGGCUUCAGGAAUCUUCCUUUUAUUAUUGGCUGCCAUCCUAUCUUGUUAAGUGUGCAUGAGCUCUACAUUCGUUCUUUCCACAUUCUGAGUGACUGGAGGCCUAUCCGAGAUCUAGACCAAGAAGCUCAGUGGUCAGACAACUUGAGAAGUCUCCUAGAUGACCACAAGGAUGUAGUUACACACCUGGCUGAGGGCUUUUCAGAGUGUCGGAAAUAUGUCAAUGAUGAAGGUCUGAUUAAAGCAUUUCUGGACAGAACCUUGACCUCUAGGCUGGGAAUUCGAAUGUUAUCUGAGCACCAUCUGGCUCUGCAUGAUGAAAAGCCAAACCAUGUGGGUAUUAUAAAUAUUGCAUUCUCACCACGCAAAGUUGUUGAAAAGAAAGCAGAGUUUGUCAGGAGCAUUUGUGAAGCCAAGUAUGGUGUGGCUCCUAAUGUGAAGAUCAAUGGACAUGUAAAUACCACUUUCCCUUACAUUCAGCCACCAUUAGAUUAUAUCCUCUGUGAGAUCUUCAAGAAUGCCAUGAGGGCAUCUGUUGAGUCUCACUUGAAUGGUGCUGGUGUUCCUGAUAUCAAUGUAACCAUCGCAAACAAUGAACAUCAUUUUGUUAUCAGAAUAUCUGAUAGAGGUGGCGGCAUCCCGGCUAAAAUAAUGAAUAGGGUGUUUGACUACAAUUUUACAACUAGUGGUGCUUUACUGGAUGAUAAAGUAGAUGGUGGAUUAUUUGGUCAGUUUAUGAAUGCUGAUCACACUGGUCCAGCACCAGGCAAGAUGCAUGGAUAUGGAUUUGGGCUACCUAGCUCUCAUGCCUAUGCUAAAUAUCUUGGUGGUUCCUUAACCCUAGAGUCACUAGAAGGCAUCGGAACUGAUGUCUACCUCAGGCUAAGCCACAUUGAUGGGAGAUCAGAAAGCUUUCGCAUAUAAAUUUUCUAUCAGGAAUGUUUAUUUAAAAAUUGUAAUUGUAGCAUAAUCUUUACCUAGUAGGCUUAUUUACCUUGUAACAUCAUUAAAGAUAUAAAAUACCAUCAUGUGAUUCAAAUAGAUGAAAGCUCUUUCACAGUUGGUGUUAUUGUAUUUUAUAGCCACAUUUUCAUUUGGUGGUCUGUUCAAAAGUAUUACAUUUUGUCUUCAUGCUUGUAUUUACUUUUAUUCAAUUUGCAUUUUUUAAAACCCUUUUGUCUCCAUUCAUCCCGGUAUUUUGUUUCUUUUGGUGAAAGAAUUCAUUUUUCUUUUUCUGUAUCUUAAUAAAAGUCAGUUUAAAGAAAAACUACCAUUUUUAAAAAACUAUAAAACUAAAGUAAAUAAAAAAAAAUUUCAAUGUUAAAGGUAAGAAAAGAAUUAAUAAACCUUGAAGAUGCCCAGCAACCUCCAAGAAGUUUUUAUUUUAUGGUUUUUCUUCCUGGUAGCAUGAAGCAAUUUCCACCAAACAUUUAUAAUGAGCAGUAUUUUUUCAACUGUAUUAUUUGGUAUUGGUAUGUCCACCCAUAGUGUAUUGGAUUACUCAAUGAUCCAUUGAAGAGAUUAAGUGGAUAUGAUGUAACCUGUUACAUUGAUUUAAAAAAUAAACUUCAGAAUCCAAACUAGUUAAUGUGCUGUUUACCUCUGCCAAACUUUUUAUGUCAUACAGGGCUAUGUUGAUGACUAAAAAGGUAUCAUUACAUGACUUAUGUUAAGUUUUUAUUAACCAAAAAGUUUCUUCUGAUGCAUGACAAUUAUUAUGGGUUCUGACGUUUAUUAAUGUAUACCCACAUUUAUUUAUGAUCAAACUAUUUGUUCAGAUGACUGGGGUUGUUUUUUUUUGGAAAAAAGAAUUAUAUAUCUCAUCUUUUGAGAAAUGAACAAUCUUAAUGGAUCGCAAUCUCACUUUUAAAAAAAAAAAUUGCUGUAAAUUGCACCUGGUUUAUUUUGUACCUGUUUUGAUUUUUCAGUUAUGAAAAAGUUAUAAAGGAUUGCCAUUUUAAAAUGAUUGUUGUAGUUGUGAACUAUUUUUAUUUUUGAAAGUGUAGAUGGGUCAAAUAAUUUUUUUGAACAAAAUCAUUGUGCACUAAAAUUACUGAAUAGACUGUAACAUAGUUAAUGGAAUAUGUAUCUGCAUUCAUUAAAAAAAUUCAAUUUUAAAUUAAUUUUGCUUUCUUUGUAUGUACAGAAUCUCGCACACAUUUGAGAUCUAUUUUUGGAUGUCUUAGCAUUAUUGUCUACUUAUUACAUUACAUGUUUAGGAAGAUUGAAUUUCUCUCUUGAAUAUUCUAGAUCAAGUAGUUUAUUUGGAUUUUGUUUCGAUUUCCUGGUUUUCUGUGAAUGAAAUUUUUAUUUUUCAUUCUGCUCUGCUUUUCUUCAAUGCUUGAGUUGGAUUUUAAUUCAUCAUUUUAUUGUCAAUGUUUCUGAAUUUUUCAAGUUAAUGGCUACAUAACCACUGGUAUAAAAUGUAAUUUUUUUUUAUUCCAGUACAAAUUCAGUAUUUUUCUUCCAGCUCGGGGUUGUAGAUAGAAACUGCUUGAUAUUCUUAUUUAGUUAAAACAAAACAUAUGACAAUUUUGAAUGUCUUUUUUAGUGCAACAUUCAUUUCUUGUACAAGUGGUGUUUUUUUUUUUUUUGAUGAAUGAUAAGUGCAUGAGAAAUAACAAAUAAAAAUAUGAACUGAGUCAAGUGUA